GAAUAAGUUAUGGGAACGAGACGAGAUCGGUAACCAAAACUUACCGCGGCGCUUUUCCAAUGACGUCCUGACAUGCGGCAUUUUACAUGUUUUAGAUGACAAAUAUUUAUCUGUUUUGUGAAGAAUAAAACCAAUCAUCAUGGCCCAAGGGAAAGAUGCCAUGACCAAGGCCACAUUUUACGACGAGGCCAAGACUUAUUGGGAGGACAUCCCGCCGACUGUAAACGGGAUGCUUGGCGGCUAUGGGACGAUCUCCAGCGCUGACGUGAAAGGGUCGAUUAAAUUUAUCAAACCGAUGCUGAUGUGUGAAUGGAAUGAGAGAGUUGGAUCAGAGAAGGCAUUGGAUUGUGGUGCUGGCAUCGGCCGUGUUUCCAAGCACGUCUUGCUGCCCCUAUUCCAGUCAGUGGAUCUGGUCGAACAGGAGCAGAAAUUCCUGGACGAGGCACCGUCCUUCCUCGGAGAAGCUUCCUCCAAUGUUGGCAAAUACAUCUGCUGUGGGCUGCAAGACUUUGUACCCCAGCCCAAGCACUACGACGUCAUCUGGUGCCAGUGGGUUCUCGGCCAUCUCACGGACGAACACCUUGUCAAUUUCUUCAAGCGUUGUAAAGAAGGUCUGAAGGAUGGAGGGGUGAUGUGUAUUAAGGAAAACAUCUCCAGGGAGGGGGUUAUAUUUGACGAGCAGGAUAGUAGUGUGACCCGAUCCUCCAAGGAACUCACCAAGAUUUUCCGCAAAGCGGGACUCAAGAUCUUUAGGGAAGAAGUGCAGAGGAACUUUCCUCUGGAGAUAUACUUGGUCAAGAUGUUUGCACUUAGAUGAAUGUUGGUUAUUGUUGUCACAUAGAGAACAGAAGGGCUUCAUUGUCAUGAAUAAGACUUCUCUCAUACCCCAAGUGGUCUGUUGUUGUAUUUGAAGGUUCCAGUACUGAUGAAAUGGAAUAGCAUCUCUCAUAGUGUGAAAUGAAUAAUCUUAAAAUUACAAAGAAAAAAAGUUUAGGUUUAAAGUGUGUCUUUGUAUAUUUUUUCUAUUGGUGCAUAGCAUAUCCUUUACAGUCCACUGCAAAGUCACACAGUCGUGAAUUACUAUACCUCAGAGGACAAGGCAUUGUGUUUCCAUCUGUUCCUAUAAUUUAACACUCUCCACUAAACACACACCACACACUUCAUUUGAGGACUGUUUUUGAUGAAUAAUCUUAAAUAUUGCAGUAUUGAGUAUUAACUUCCAUUAUACAGUAUUGAAAAAAAUGUAUCUAGACAACCACAAUCUAGUUGAAUGAUUUUAUCUAACUGUACUAGUAAGAUUUACAAGUAAGUGACAUGAGUUGAUGGUUACUUCAACAAACCUCAAUGUCGAUUUUUUAUUCUCGAAAGAAGUGUCUUUCAGAAAACAGUUGUAUACAAAAAACGUUAGAUGUGUGCCUUUCUAUAAGGCACAAAAUUGUGUGAAAAAUAAAGAUGAGUCGAGCGUCAUUUUUGAUGUCAAAUUAUA
Patiria miniata (bat star) is the source of this 1486-nucleotide messenger RNA. Its product is annotated as N-terminal Xaa-Pro-Lys N-methyltransferase 1-like. The record is from RefSeq and is a predicted model, not a curated record. Gene Ontology annotation, molecular function: N-terminal protein N-methyltransferase activity. NCBI's taxonomy places the organism in Eukaryota, Metazoa, Echinodermata, Asteroidea, Valvatida, Asterinidae. The coding region runs from base 140 to 817 and encodes 225 amino acids. Gene Ontology annotation, biological process: N-terminal protein amino acid methylation. Gene Ontology annotation, cellular component: cytoplasm. The transcript is spliced from 2 exons.